AAAACUUUUCCGACCACAGAGCCCCUCUCUCUCGCAUGAUAAUUAUAGCACACUGUCAUCCUACAAUUAACACACACACAUAGAAGUAAGAAGCUAGACCCACCAUAUAAAAGACAGCUAGACAGACAAUAGCCACACCAGGAAGACACAUCUAAUACAAACAGGCUUGAGACUGGAUUCAUAUCAUGUUUUAAAAAGGACAGGGCACAAAACGACCGCAUUUAUAAACUCUGUGCUCUGUGUAUCAAUACAAAGCCCUGACUGGAUAUCAAUUUGAGGCAAACAAACCAUCUGAACACUAAUGAGUGCGACCAACUCCUCUGCCUACCGGUCGGAGCGCAGUUACCACCAGAAAUCAUCCUCCUCAUCUUCAUCUUCAACCUCAACAAACCCAUACAUGGAGAAGAGCCGGGGACUCUUUGCUGAGGACUUUGGAUCUUUCAUGUGUCCAAAAGAUGCUUUGGGAUUUCCAAACAGAACAGGGACAGUUGGGAACAUCAAGACUCUGGGAGACACAUAUCAAUUCACAGUGGAUGUCCGAGACUUCCCUGAGGAUGUGAUAGUCACCACCUCAAACAAUCAGAUUGAAGUUCAUGCUGAAAAGCUUGCAACUGAUGGGACAGUGUUGAACACUUUUACCCAUAAAUGCCAACUACCUGAGGAUGUGGACCCGACCUCGGUCAAGUCAUGUUUAGGGGCUGAUGGGACUCUCACUAUAAAAGCACAAAGAAACACUGCAAAACUGGAGCACGCACAGACGUACCGCACAGAGAUCAAAAUUUAGAUCUUUCCCCACCCGCUGUAUCUGUUUCCCUGUGAUAAAUGACCUUAAAAAUAUAGUUACUUAGUCCUGCUUUAUCAUUCCUCCAUGACCUUCUCUCAUUUCUUCUCAUUAGACUUGGAUGGAAUUUAAUCCUGUCAUAUAUAUUCAAAACAUUCUAGACAAAUGCAUUGCUAACUUCUAUUCCCUGCCAACUGUAUAUCACCUUACAAUAUACAUACAGUGGGGUCCAAAAGUCAGAGAUCACAUUUAAAAUCUGAGAUUCAAAAGUUAAACUUAAGAUUGAAAGAGAACAUUUUCUUGAAAAAAAUAUGUCUCACAUUUUUUUGGAGCCCACUGUAUGACAAACAAUCAGAACAAAUAAUGCAACUCAUUCCCAAAUGAGUUAGAAGUGUGAGAAAUCUGUUUAUUGAACUGAUUGUUAUUGUUAUCAAAAGGUACAUUUUCUUAAUGUUAAAUUGUUGUGUUGUGUGAUUAAAACUACUUUAGAACAGAAUAAAACCAGAACACAUUUGAUGAAUAUU
Messenger RNA from Pimephales promelas (fathead minnow), 1305 nucleotides. RefSeq names its product heat shock protein family B (small) member 7 (gene hspb7). The record is from RefSeq and is a predicted model, not a curated record. Gene Ontology annotation, cellular component: nucleus; cytoplasm. Gene Ontology annotation, biological process: heart development. NCBI's taxonomy places the organism in Eukaryota, Metazoa, Chordata, Actinopteri, Cypriniformes, Leuciscidae.